AUGGAAGGUCCUAUUUAUAGGGAAAGAAUGUCUGCUACUGCUAUGUAUGAAUGGGGGGACUUCACUGCCAGAUCUAGUUCAUUAAUACCUUUGCCACAAGCUCGGACACUUGAGGUUAGGAAGUUAGAUAAAACUGCCCAGAAAACGAUGGCAAUGCUGCAUUCAGGGCCCAGCCAUGGUGGAAAAGGCCAUAAAUCUGAGACUCAGCAUGCCCCAAUUCCAAGACAGCUCAAACAAAUUGUUCCAAGCCUUGGCGUUGGACACUAA
Messenger RNA from Sphenostylis stenocarpa, 267 nucleotides. Lineage: Eukaryota; Viridiplantae; Streptophyta; Magnoliopsida; Fabales; Fabaceae. The record is from the annotation of a GenBank genome assembly.